AUGGCCGCUGUAGCAACCGCGCCUCGUGGUCUUCAGCCAAAUGCAUCUUUACCAGCCAAGGUCCAACCUAUUCCUCCUAAUCAAACUCUCUACGUAACGAAUCUCCCCUCCUCAAAAAUCCAGAAAGCCGACCUGCGAACCGCCCUCUACCUCCUCUUCUCCACAUAUGGCCCCGUCCUCGAUGUUGUCGCUCUUAAGACAAUGAAGAUGCGCGGCCAGGCCCAUAUCGUAUUUCGGGACGUUCAGUCUGCUACACAAGCUAUGCGAUCUCUCGAGGGACAGACAUUCCUUGGUCGCGACUUGAAAAUACAAUAUGCGAAGUCAAAGUCCAACUUUGUGGCUAAACUCGACGGCACUUUCAAGAUCCCUAAUGCCGCAGGUGCUGCCAACGUCGAGCAGACUGAACUGCAACAGAGCAUCUUCAACGCCCCCCCUCCCGGCUCAGCGCCGGCACCGACGCCCGGCUCUGGUCUUCCUGCGAAGCCUGCUGCGACUGCAGACCACGUCAUGGAAGACGCCGACACACCAGGUGGCCGAGGACAGAAGCGAACCCGUGACGAUGAGGAUAGUGAUUCGGAUGUUGCCAUGGAGGAGGACAGUGACGAUGAUUGA
Messenger RNA from Fusarium musae, 612 nucleotides. RefSeq lists its product as uncharacterized. Lineage: Eukaryota; Fungi; Ascomycota; Sordariomycetes; Hypocreales; Nectriaceae. Gene Ontology annotation, molecular function: RNA binding. Bases 1 to 612 code for a protein of 203 amino acids. The record is from RefSeq and is a predicted model, not a curated record. The transcript has 3 exons.